GCUGGGCGCUAGGCAAGCAGACUCGCUGGCCCCGGUGCUGAGACUGGGAGGCGGUAGCCGCCACCGCCCCCACGUGCGAGUUGCCGGGCGGGAGGCUGGAGGCGGGGCUCGCACGUGUGUCCGCCCCGCCCCCUCCCGCGGCUCGCGGAGCAUGAGAGGCAGGGACCGGGUCGGCCGGGGGCAGCAUGGCGGGUCGUGGGCCGCUGGCGGUGCUGCGCGGCUGCUACGCGGAGACGCUGGCGCUGGAGGCCUUCGUGCAGCGGGAGCAGGUGGCGGCCGGGGUCGGGGCCGGGGCCGGGCCGGAGCUGGUGCGGCCCGCGGACCCCGCGAUCUACCGCGCCUUCGCGGAGCGCCUCGUGGUGGCGGUGCCGUGGGGCGCCCGCGCCCUGCCCCGCCCGCUCUGCUUCCGCCAGCUCUCUGCUAUGAGUGACGUUGUCAAAAGAGUUGUUCAGAGACUUUGUGAAAAAAAGAAGAAGAAUGUGCUUGCGUUUGGGUAUUCCUUAGCAGAUGAAAACACUUCUCAUUUGCUGGUUACAUCUACUGUAGGUCUAUGCAACUACCUUCCUAAUACUUCAACAGAAGCUCUUCACACUGAUGGCCUCUGGGAAACAUUACUGAGCAGGAUAGGGGAUGACCUGAUGAUGUAUUUGUUGGAACACUGUGCUGUCUUUAUGCUAGUGCCUCCUAGCUGCUGUUACCAAAUCUGUGGACUGCCUCUCUAUGAACUCAUUUCAAAUAACUUGGAACCAUCCCCAGUGUUUGUUAAGCAAGCAUAUUCAAAGCGUAGAAAGAAUGUAUUGCUUGAUUAUGUGCAAAAGUCUAAGUUUCGUAGGAAUUACCUGUCCCAGACAAAUUGGAAAUGCAAGAAGAGCUCUGAAAUAAGUAAUGUGAUGACAGGGAGGCAAAAGAGUAAAAAAUCAGGAGUCCCCAUGUCUAGUGAUCAGCAUUUUGCUACAGCUGAGGAAACUGUUGGACAGAAUAGUAGGACAAGUGAACAAGACAAGAUGUCAACAGGAGACCUGGGAAGUUGGAGAAGCCCUGGCUUAUAUCCAGCAGCUGCAGUUGCACCUUUCAAACGAAAACGUGGUGGGGACCAGCUUGAGAUUUCAGUCAAAAGGGUGAAGAUAACAGCAGAAGAGCUGGAGAAAGAAACUGAGAGACUUGGUUCUAAUGUAGACAAAAACAAAUCCCAAGUCGCUGGCUUGGGAUACAUAGAAUCAUUUCCUCAGGGGAGCGAGGGUAGUUCAUCAAGAGUGCCUGCUUCUCGUCAAGCAUUAGACACUCAUGAUAGCCAGAAGUUUGUAGCAAAUAAUGAGAAUUCAUUUUUGCUACAUGAUCAGAGUAACAAGCUCUCUAAACCUAGAACCAAAACAAGGACAAAAUCCAACAGAGAGCAAGACGCCUGUAAAUCUCAGGCUGGUUCUGUAGAAGUUGCACAAGCGGAAAACGAUUCUUUAAAAUACAGAAGCCUUAAAAAGAAUCCAACUGACCUAGCUAAGAAGAAGUUACCAAAAAAAACUGCGUGGUCUGCCGUGUACAUUAGGACAAACUCUCUCUUGUAUUCUCUCAGAAGCUUCCAAGAAGGUUUUCCUAAACCAUUUUUACUGAACCGCUUAAAGGGCUUCCCAAAAGGGGGCCAGCAGCUUGUAGAAGCCAUAUUCCUAAAUGGGAAUACGUUGCAGCAGAAGUGCCACCAGAACCCACUAUGGCAUAGAUGGAGAAAGAAGAGAUUUCCCAAACGCUACUGGCAGAUGAGGAAUGUGUUUCAAGAACUGUUAAAGAACCAUGCCAAGUGCCCCUAUUUAGUACUUUUGAAAAAGAAUUGUCCUGUUCAGCUGUCUGAGACCAGCUCAGGCAAAGUUGACCCAUUGCAUCGGUCACCAACAUCUGAGGGGACAGAAAUUCCCAGGCAAGUGGAAGAUCCUCUUAGGGAAGAGCCAGGUUUGUGUCUGAGAAACAGCAGUGGAGAAGGCAGCGGAGAAGGCGGCGCAAGUGAUUCUCGUCCACUUCCGGAAAGGACCUCAACCGAUUCAAGCACGCUCCCUGAGACAUCUGUAUUGGGGCACAGUCCUCAAGACCUCUCCGAUUCUACCUUCAGGGAGCUCCUUAAGCAGCACAGCAAGCACUGGCAGGUGUAUGUUUUUGUGAGGGAAUGUCUAGAGCGAGUGGUCCCUGCGGAGCUGUGGGGUUCUAGCCAUAACAAAUGCCGGUUCUUCAAAAACGUAAAAAGGUUCAUCUCCUUGGGAAGGUUCGCCAAGAUCUCUUUGCAUGAGCUGAUGUGGAAGAUGAGAGUGAAUGACUGUGCAUGGCUUCAUCUGAGCAGAGGUGGUCGCGUUCCUGUCUGCGAACACCAUUUCCGGGAAGAACUUCUGGCAAAGUUCCUAUACUGGCUGAUGAAUGUCUAUGUCAUAGGGCUGUUCAGAUCAUUUUUCUAUAUUACUGAAACCAUGUUUCAGAAGAACAUGCUUUUCUUCUACCGGAAGGUUAUUUGGAGCAGGUUAGAGAACAUUGGAAUUAGAAACCAUUUUGCCACAGUGCAUUUGCGUGUCUUACCUGCAGAGGAGACUGAAGCUAUACAGCAAAAGAAAUAUGUUACUGCAGCAUCAAAACUCCGGUUCAUCCCCAAAAGAAAUGGAUUACGACCUAUAGUAAAAAUGGACAGUUUUGUUGGCUCAAAAAAGUUUAGCAAGGGAAGCAGAGACAGGAAGGCUCAUUAUUUCAACACUCGACUUAAAAACCUGUUUAGCGUUUUGAAUUAUGAAAGUACUGUAAACUCUAGUUUCCUGGGCUCCUCAGUGUUUGGGAAAGAUGAUAUAUAUAAGGCGUGGAAGAAUUUUGUUUCCAAAGUUCUUGACUCGAAUGAUAGACUACCUCACUUUUAUUUUGUAAAGGCUGAUGUCUCUGGGGCUUAUGAUACCAUUCCUCAUGAUAAACUGGUGGAAGUGAUCUUACAGAUCCUAAAUCCUGAGGAGAGAACAACCUAUUGCAUACGACGCUAUGCUGUGAUUAAAAUGUGUACAAAUGGACAAGUCAGAAAAUACUACAGAAGACAUGUUGCUACUUUCAAGGAUUUUAUUUCAUACAUGGGACCGUUUGUGUCCAGUCUGCAAGAGAGUACUUCACUGGAAAACGCCAUAGUCAUUGAGCAGAGCUUAUCUUUUAAUGAGACAAGUUCCAGCCUGUUUGAUUUUUUUCUACAAACGAUCCGUAACAACGUCCUGGAAAUUAAGGGCAGGUGCUAUUUACAAUGUUGUGGAAUUCCACAAGGCUCCAUUUUAUCAACUCUGCUCUGCAGUUUAUGCUAUGGAGAUAUGGAAAACAAAUUGUUAUGUGGAAUACAGCAAGAUGGAGUGCUUAUACGGUUAAUUGACGACUUUUUGCUGGUCACUCCUCAUUUAUCACAAGCCAAAGAUUUUCUGAGGACUCUGGCAGCAGGAAUUCCUGAGUACGGCUUCUCAGUAAACACUGGUAAGAUGGCGGUGAAUUUUCUAGUUGAUGAUGAUGAUGAUAUCCCAGGAUGUUCCCAAUUCAAACAGUUACCAGAUUGCCGUAUGUUCCAGUGGUGUGGUUUAUUACUAGAUACACAGACCCUUGAGGUUUACUGUGACUAUUCCAGUUAUGCAUCUACUUCUAUCAGGUCAAGUCUUGUCUUCAAUUCAAGCAGAACAGCAGGGAAAAAUAUGAAAUCCAAACUGAACACAGUUCUGAAGCUCAAAUGUCAUAGUUUAUUUCUGGAUUUACAGAUCAACAGCCUUAGAACAGUUUUCAUGAACGUUUAUAAGAUAUUUUUGCUGCAGGCCUACAGGUUCCAUGCAUGUGUUCUUCAGCUUCCAUUUAAUCAGCAAGUUAGAAACAACCCCUGCUUUUUUCUAAGGAUUAUAUCAGAUACUGCAUCAUGCUGCUAUUCUGCAUUGAAAGUAAAAAAUUCAGGAAGUGAUUUAGAAGCCAAAGGUGCUUCCAACCCAUUUCCUUCUGAAGCAGCAGAAUGGCUCUGCUACCAUGCCUUUAUUCGCAAGCUGUCAAAGCACAAAGUUAUUUACAAGUGCCUUCUGAGACCCCUACAAAUGUGUGAAUUGAAGCUAUUCAGGAAGAUCCCAAAGACUACUAUGCAGCUCCUGAAGGCAGUGACCAAGCCAUCCCUCUGCAAAGACUUCAAGGACAUUUUGGAUUAGUUGGCCUAAUAUGUUUUUUCCAUAAUUCUUAUAGGAUUAAAAUAAGUUGUGUGCUAGAAAUAACUGUUCUUGUUUUGCUCCUUAACAAAAGGACUGUUCUUGUUUGCUCCUUGAUGUGUCUACAACAACCUUUUUUGACAUUUUCCUUAAUUGCUUCUUAGCUUGCAGUACUUUAACAAAACAGACUAAAGACCACAUUACAUUUCCGUGACAUCUGUUUUAUGUGCUCCUACCCACUUUCACUUGCUGUACUCAGUUGUAGACCUGUCAUCUGUAGUUCUCAUUUGCUGCAGUUUAUCUUUCUGCAUAACUGUUCUUUCUCUCUUCAUUGUAGAUUGCAAUAGUAAUAAUAAUUAAAUUGUUAGACAAUUGCAAAAAUAA
Messenger RNA from Alligator mississippiensis (American alligator), 4553 nucleotides. RefSeq names its product telomerase reverse transcriptase (gene TERT). Gene Ontology annotation, cellular component: telomerase catalytic core complex. Lineage: Eukaryota; Metazoa; Chordata; Crocodylia; Alligatoridae. The record is from RefSeq and is a predicted model, not a curated record. Gene Ontology annotation, molecular function: telomerase RNA binding; telomeric repeat DNA binding. The transcript is spliced from 16 exons. Gene Ontology annotation, biological process: telomere maintenance via telomerase. Bases 186 to 4172 code for a protein of 1328 amino acids.